Molecule: messenger RNA, 1086 nt
Organism: Camelina sativa (false flax)
Lineage: Eukaryota; Viridiplantae; Streptophyta; Magnoliopsida; Brassicales; Brassicaceae
Source: RefSeq, a predicted model, not a curated record
AUGCAGAGCUUUGGUUGUGAAAAGUUCUCUAGGCCGCCGAAGUUUUCCAAGACUAACUUCCCUUCUCCUCUCUCUCUCGACCUCAACCACAUCCCUUCCGUUCCCUCCGCUGCAGCAGAUAGCCAACACCACCAUCAACAUCAACAUCAACAGCUCUGGUUCGCCGCGCCUCCUCCUCCUCCUCCUCCUCCUCCUGUCUCCGACCACCAUCACCAACACCACCGGAUUUUUCUACGAACCGGAGUGCUAAACGAUAAAACUUCGGAUUACACCUCCACCGAAGCGCCGCUUUACUUCACCACCUCGUCUAACGCUGCCACGUCAUCACCUGGUGGUCGAGUUGUUGCGUCAAUCUCUCUCUUUUCUCAGAUAGUGCAUCAAGAAGAAAACACCAUGUCGGAAACGCCUCCGUUUGUAACCCCGUCUUCACAAUGGGGUGCUACAACACCAAGAACGACACCUAAUCUAGACGGCAUCGAACAGCCGGUUUACGAGAGGGUUUGCGUCCGGCUAAGCCCAAGCCGCACCAGUCCAUGGACAUGGUUUGGUGCCAUUUGCUGUUUCUUGUUCAGCAUUGGUCUUCUAAUCUGUGGGAUUACUACGUUAAUCCUGAUUUUCGCCGUCAGACCGAGAAUCCCAGUUUUGGACGUCGCCAACGCAAGCCAAAACACAAUCCUCUUCGAGUCACCGGUUUUCAGCGGCGAUAUUGUACUGCAACUUAAUUUCACCAAUCCGAACAAGAAACAAGUUGUUCGGUUUGAACAUAUUAAAGUCGAGCUCCGGUUUUCGGAAGAACUGAUUGCCAGACAGAAUCUCUUGCCCUUUUCCGUGAGAAACGGCCAGAAUAGGCUAGAAUCGAUCGGUCUGGUUUCAGAUUCCAUCUUAUUGCCGGUCAAUGAUAUGGUUGAGCUCAGAAGACAAGUUGCGAGCAAUUUGGUUGAUUACCAAAUAAUAAGUACAUCCAGAGUCAACGCAGUUCUAGGGUUUGUUCCGUACUCGUACAUGCUGCACGGCACUUGUCAUAUUCAGUUGACGGGCCCACCCGGGGGCGGCUUGGUUUCACGUAACUGCACGACAAAUCGAUAA